ACGACAGUCGCCAUGUCUUCCUGCAUCUCCCUCGAGGGCUCGACGACCUGCCCGUCCUUCGCUUCUGCAUCGAUAUCUACAGACUCCACCCUCGUGGGCUAUUUCUCAUUCUUGCAAUACGUAUCAGACCGCGCCUCAUUUGAUACCCAGCUCGCGUCAUACGUCCAGACGACAUUUGUGGAGCUGCAAUAUGAGGACCGUUUUGGUUGUAGUGGCAUUGAGUUGACGAACACCUCUAAUCUAUACGCACGGUUCACCACUUCAGUCAUAUGCAACUCUAUCGUCCAAAAUUCUAUCGACCCCUGUGGGCUGAGUGGAACACAAACACAGCCGCUAUGCGCUGAUACCUGCGCGGACUACGCUGAGAGUGAGGCGUACUACCUCUCCGACAGUCAACUCUGCACUAACCCCAGCAACGGUUCUGCCGCUGAAGUAAGAGCUGACUUUACAAACUGCGCGCUACCCGCCAAUUCUCUUUCUUCCUCCAGCUGCAUCGAUGGUAUCGACAACGAGCCAGACAAUUGCGGAUUCGGCAACAGCACGAUCGGUCUCUGCUCAUACUGCGCAUCUGGCGGGACUAAUUCGACCGACACUUGCUGCUACAACUCAAAUGCCGAGUCGAUUUGUGCCGACGUCACCCUGCCUUCUAUAACAUCAACAAUCACGCUUCCGACCUCGACUUCCAGCGCGAGCGCUACUGCUUCGGCGUCUUCCGGCGGAGGUGGAAAUGGGCUCUCCAAGGGUGCUGUUGCAGGCAUCGUGAUUGGGUCGGUCGCGGGAGUUGCCUUGAUCAUUGGUGUCAUCCUCCUCUGCUGCCUGUUCAUCCGACGGCGCAAGAGGGGAAGCCAGCAAGGCAGCAUCUUCAACCAGCCGCAGCCAGCCAGGAGAGGACCUAUGAUGGCUCAAGGCGCUCCCCUCGCGUCGACCCCGCAGGGAUACGAAGUCUUGCCUGGUGGUAGGAUAGCCAGAAUGUCGGCUCUGGAAGGUCAUUCGGGAGAGGCGCCCUCUCGCCACUCGGGGACCGCCGCCGGCUUUGGCGUCACCAGAGCCACCAGACCCGGAGACAAUCAGUCUUCGUCAGAUGAUUUUGUGGACAGUCCAGAGUCAGAACCACGUGCUGGUGUGCUGCGGCCUCCGCCCACGAUGCUUAAGAGGUCGGGGUCUUUGUCAAGCGGCUCAGUGUUGCUCGCAGGUGAUGACAAUGGCAGCAACGGGAUGUCCUCACCUCGAGGACAGGGCAGCCAACAAUCCGAACAGCUGCCUUACUUCAAGGAUUACUACUCUCAAGACGAGAUUCAUCCGGGCGACGGUGUGGCGGUGUUGUGGGCAUAUCAACCGCGUGCUGCUGACGAGUUUGCUCUCGAGCGGGGCGACAUGCUAAAGGUAGUCGGCAUAUGGGACGACGGCUGGGCAACUGGUGUGAUGAUGGACGAGCGAGCCGACGAGUGGGAGGCCAGGCACCAAGAACAGCGAGACAGUGGCGUCUCGCAUGUGUCUCGCCGCCCUCGCGAGGCUUCACCACCUGUCAGCGGCGAGAUCAAGGCCUUCCCCCUGGUGUGCGUGUGUCUCCCAGAGCACUGGAAGAAGACUAUCGAGGGUGACAGCUCGACAGAGGCGGCGUCAAGUUCCGCCUUUCAACGUUAAUUGGCCAUUCCCUGCACAUUUUACGACCGUACGACCGUACGACCGUACGACCUUUCCCGUUUCUUCAAAUGAGGCGGACAAUCCACAUACAAGCUCCAGGCAUAUUGCAUCACACCUCGACAUAGAAAGCGACCGAGCCCUUACGAAUGUUCUCGAGUCACGCGGUCACCGAGCCUUUCCUUUUUCGUUGUAGAUAUUUAUGCUCGGUGGCAUGUUUGAUGCGCAGCCUCAUCGACCCCCUUUGCACACACAGACACGCAUAGACACAGACAGAGAAAGAGAGAGAGAGAGAGCGUGUGUGUGUGUGUGCGUGCGUAUGUGUGUAUGUGUGUGUGUGGUAUGCCUGCAUUGCCUGACGGCAGCGUGCUUUUCGGUUUACGUCCCUGGUACAGACGGGCGUUUUCGGCGAUGGGCGGAGAUCAUCUGCGCUCUCCCAUCUCGGUUUUAUGGUUUUUGAUUCAAUUAUACCCAGAUUGACGAAGGCUUUCUUCUUAAUGAUGAGCCUAUGAGGUGCUGGCCCGAGGCCACUAAUUCUGAAGUGGUCUUUUCUCCGAAGGCAGGGAGGAUACAGCUUCAUGUUAUGUUUUCAAGGACGAAAAGGAGAGAAACGGGAGAAGAAGAUACCGGAGAGGAAACCUUAGAUAAUGCCAUAAUCGGCUUACGAGACAGAUCCUAAGGGCAUCUUUCUCGAAGGACGAUCGAACCUGACCAAUUUUACUUGAUUGUCCACAAAACUUUUUUGCUGUCUUUCAUUGGUGGUGGGCCAAUAACCCGUCGGUAGUCAUGGUCUUGACGUGAGACAGGAUCGGCUCUGGAGACCUCGACCUUCUAUUCCGCCCCGUGACAGAUGUUUAGAAAGAAAAGGCGGCGAUGUGGAGUGGUCGUUAUGGACACAGGGACAUCCCGAUCCGGCUCACAAAAACGGAGAUGGUGGCAUCACGCUCGCAGGGCGUAGAGGGCAUGAGGUCUUGAGGAGAUGAUUCCUCGCGUCCCUGGCGAGCGGCCAGGUCGACGAACACUCAUCCAAGGCCUGCAGGAGGUAGUUGGUCUCCUCCGGGAUGCCGACGUCAGACGCGACCUUGGCGGCCUGGACGAUCCCAU
This is a messenger RNA of Cryphonectria parasitica EP155, 2745 nucleotides long. RefSeq lists its product as uncharacterized. Lineage: Eukaryota; Fungi; Ascomycota; Sordariomycetes; Diaporthales; Cryphonectriaceae. The record is from RefSeq and is a predicted model, not a curated record. Gene Ontology annotation, molecular function: protein binding. The transcript is spliced from 4 exons. The coding region runs from base 13 to 1644 and encodes 543 amino acids.